Mus musculus (house mouse) is the source of this 1636-nucleotide messenger RNA. RefSeq names its product predicted gene, 40469. Bases 1 to 885 code for a protein of 294 amino acids. NCBI's taxonomy places the organism in Eukaryota, Metazoa, Chordata, Mammalia, Rodentia, Muridae. The record is from RefSeq and is a predicted model, not a curated record. The transcript is spliced from 2 exons.
AUGAAGACAGCUUCUGGAGAAAUUCUCAUUUUACAGUUAACUACGAAAUGUGCAGAGAUCCCAAACGUGCGCCACAGUCCCACAGGUAGUUUCUCCCUGCAAUUAGGUAAGAGUGGGGCGUGGGCUGAUGCCCUGCAGGGUUUCCCCCACCAGCACAGCAUCCUUGCAGAAGCGGAAUCGGAAGGCCACCGCGACCUCGGUGGGGCUCCAUCUGGAAGCCGGGCACUCGAUUCCACCGGGCCACCCGCAAGCACUCGCCGCGGCAGCCACGUCCCCAGGCGACGACUCCACACAGACUGCCGCAGCGCCCAAAGUCUCGCUAACACUGCGAGCCCGCCGGAAAACGGAGGCCCUGAAAAGCAGGCCGGGCCCGCCCGCGUGCAUGAACUUCCAAGCCAGGCCGGAGACGCGUGGCAAGCGACCACAGACACCAUGAGGCCUGGGCCAGGCAGGGCCCAGCCCCGCACGGAUAACUGUGCGCUUCGGCCGCAGAGCGGACGCCGCACUCCGCAUUCCCCAGCCCGCCCGAAGCGGCCCGCCUCGCGGCGCUACCUGCAGGUCCCAGCUAGCCGUCUCCAGGACGAAACGAGCCCUUUCCUCCUCAGUGCCCAUCACCGCCAUGAACUCCCUCAACGCCUCCUGCUCCUCCGCCGCCAUCUUUGCCCUGUGCACUUCCCAAACCGCUCCGGCGGACACUGCAACAGACCCAACCCCAGGUCUGCGUUCCGUCCGCCAUUCUACCGCGUCCCGGGCUGGGCGCCUGGCCAUAGGCCCCGCCCAAUGCGGUGCCACAGGAAAAGUCCUCAGUGCGGGAAACCCAUCCGCCUCGCUCCCUCUGGUGGCCCCUAUAUGAACCUCACCUUAAUGGCUGAAGUAAAAGGUUGAUGGAAGUGAGUAGGGAGGGGCUCGUUUUCCCACAGGAUGAAGGAGUCCCGAAAUCAGAUCCUGCAAAUUACUCAUGGUCUCAUCCCUUUAUUUCGUUAAGUAUUUAUUUGCACAUUAAUUUCCUUUUUGAAGCAUUACACUCUCUAUGGCUUGAUGCUCUUCCAAGGGCUGUGGAAAUAACAGAGAUAAAACAAAUGAAGGAAGAUGAAAUAUUGUAACUUGUUUAGGAGCCCACAGCCCAGAUCUGGGACUGAGAACAAAGCAGAACAGCCCCCAGGCAGGCCAAGGCAGGGCUGUUGUUAAGGCAUUCCUAAGAACAUCUUGGCCGUAAAGAUGAAAAGGGAUUCAAGGACAAAUGGGGCUACAUUAUCUAAGCUAACACCAUCUGGCCAGAAUCACCCCUCAAUCAGGGGACAGGCAGGGCCAUCUUAUCUAAAGUCCACACCAUCUGGCCGGAAUCUCCUUUCUGUCUAUUACCCCUUAGCACCAAGUAAAGUCAUAUACAUCAACUGGUUGUUAGAUAAGUCCCAAGCCCACCGGAACAAAGCUCUGAUGCCCCUUUUUGCUGACAUGUAAUCUUUCUGUUAAUGAAUCAACCCCGUGCCUUUUGUCAAAAUUCCUUGUACUCCCAACCUUUUGCUUCUUUAAAAACCCCUAGCUUCCGAGCCUCAGCAUCGACUCCCCUGCCUCCGGUGUGAGGUACUUGUCGACCCAGAGCUCUGCCAAUAAAGCCUCGUGUGUCUUGCAACAA